CAUAAAUUAAUUGUAUUAAUUAAUUUCUCUUCUGCUUUGAUUUUAACAACGAAUUGUCUUGACUUUUAUUUUGGCUGCACGGUGCUGCUGAUCCCUUCACACACAUUGGCAACCGCUUAGCAACGCGUCGCGUAGGGUUCUUGUGGCGCUUUGGCGAUUAGGUGGAAAGGCGUCGUUCAGACCAUGAAGCAUCUUUGUAAGAUUUCUGGAGGAACCAGAAAACUUUGUCGUUGGUAGUUCACUCUAAAGCCAUCCUUAAAACACCAGGGAAAGAUGUUCUAAUGCAUUUGGUGUGACUGACAGACCGUCUGGGAGCCAGCGCUAUGUCGGUGAUCAGCAGCCUUGUCCCUGCACGUUUCCUCACACUUAUAGCGCACCUCGUCAUUGUCAUUACCAUUUUUUGGUCCAGGGAAAACAAUGUUAGGGCUAGUUUGCCCUUGCAGUUCACAGAAGAGGAGUAUAAUGAGGUGGACACUAGGUUGGUGAUAGCGCUGUCUGUCACACUUGGCCUGUUUUUUAUAGAACUGGCUGGAUUCUUCUCAGGGGUGUCCAUGUUUAACAGCAGCCAAGGUCUCCUUUCUACCGGCUGCCAUGCAAGUGCUUCAGUGUCCCUUCUCUUUUUCCUCUUUGAGCAGUGGACCUGUGACAUCUAUUGGUGGAUCUUUGCCUUCUGCAGCACUGGCAGGCCACUGCAGCGCAUCUAUCUGCCUGUCCUUCUUUGUGUUCCAGAAGUGGGAGUGCUGGACCUACUGGUUCAUUUUUGCCUUUUGCAGUGUGAUUCCAGCCCUUGUGGAGCUCAUCCUCUUCAUCGCUGUCUUUGGGUUAAAGAAGAAGCCCCUUUGACCUUCCGUGAUCUAAAAACAAACCGACAGCUGUGUCAUGAAGUUACGACAACCACACAGUAACAGUUUCCACAGUCAAUUAUUUAGUUUAUAACUGAACAUUCAUUGUGUGAUUUGUUUUGUAUUAUUUGUAUUGAUUCUUGGCCAUUUUGAUGUUUAAAUAAACACUUUUGUAUGAAAAGUCA
Messenger RNA from Clupea harengus (Atlantic herring), 1027 nucleotides. RefSeq names its product transmembrane protein 107. Bases 324 to 905 code for a protein of 193 amino acids. Gene Ontology annotation, biological process: non-motile cilium assembly; protein localization to ciliary transition zone. NCBI's taxonomy places the organism in Eukaryota, Metazoa, Chordata, Actinopteri, Clupeiformes, Clupeidae. The record is from RefSeq and is a predicted model, not a curated record. Gene Ontology annotation, cellular component: MKS complex. The transcript has 7 exons.